Messenger RNA from Pyricularia oryzae 70-15, 1136 nucleotides. RefSeq lists its product as hypothetical. Bases 442 to 1041 code for a protein of 199 amino acids. Lineage: Eukaryota; Fungi; Ascomycota; Sordariomycetes; Magnaporthales; Pyriculariaceae. The record is from RefSeq and is a predicted model, not a curated record. The transcript is spliced from 4 exons.
UAGAGUUUGAUUGCUGCUAAGCAAUCCUAGAAUCGAAUCUAUCUACAUGGUAAUGAGCGUGCCUUAUAUAGACUAUGUUCCGAAUGUGAUCUCUCCUGAUCUGUCACAGAUCGCAGAGAUCACUUCCCUUGAUCUGUUGUGAUCCCUCAAUGAUCACUGAGAUCACUCUCUUGGCAAUCACGUGAGGUCACGUGAUUCCUUCUUAUGUAAUCCUCUUUCUGCCGGUCGGUGAUUUCUCUGGGCGGGUGUCGUCAGGAGGGGUGUGACCCCACCUGGCCUCCCUGGUACCGGCCCAACUGUCUGGUCGUAACAUCAGGUCUCCUCUCCUUUGGCCAAGUCCCUUUGGCCUUUAAGUAUCGCGUAGCCAAACCUAAACCUGGUCGUUCGUCGACAGAGCGCCGAUCCGCCCUCCUCUCUUCUCUCCUGGCGUCAACGGUGGAGAUGCCUUCUUGUUCCUCGUGUGAGUCUCGUGGGGUGGCCAAAUGUUCGGUCUCUCCCCAGGAUUCUUCUCGCUGUGUGGAGUGCUUGCGUUUCAAUCGUCCUGGUUGUGACGUGCUGGGCUUUUCUUCCGCGAAAAUCCGGAGUAUUGGCCUUCAGCAUGCUCGGAUGGAAUCCGAAAUGGAGGCCGCUGAGGAGGCGCGUCGUCAGAUUGAUGCGAAGAUUGAGCGCCUUCGAAAACAAAAGCGGAUGUGGUUUGAAAAGAUGAUGCGAGCUGUGUCUCGCGGAAUUGAUGACUUGGAGGAAUUGGAUCGGGUGGAGCGUGAGGAGGCGGAACAGGAGGAGCGUCGACGAUCAACCGAGGUCCUGCCUGAAGUGUCCUUGGAGUCGCUUCUUCCGGAUUCCAAUUUUGUCUGGGAUUCGACUUUCCCGAUGGGUCCUCUAAAUCCUUCGUUGUUGGAUGAGAUGAAUGUUCUUGCGCAACAUUCCGUUGGUUCGUCUGGUGGUAUGGUUUCGAGUCCUGGUCGGCCCUUAACUUCUGGGAAUGAUCCAACUCCUGAUAGUAUUGGCGGAGCGGUUCCUGGCAAUCCUGGAGGUGGUUAAGGGGUUCCCAAGUGUUUUCUUCAUGCCCAUAGUUUUCCCAUUUAACAAGGUACUCUGUUUUGCCGUGGUUUCGUCUGUGGUCGAGUAUUCGUUCA